CUCAAUCAUUUGAAUUUCCGCCUCUGACUGCUUCUACCUCAAUGACACUCUUAAAAGAUGCCCCCUUGGUCCUUAGUGUCGCCGGCUUCGAGAGGUAUCGGUUUCGCGCUGGCAAGAAGGAUUCUACAGACAACGGAUGUACCAAUUGUUGCAACUGCACGUAAAGAUCCGACGAAGACGCGACAUGAACUUCUAGAUGGUCUUAAUAUCGACGAAGGAAAGCUCACAGUCUUACACGUUGAUGUAUUGGAUGAGUCCACGAUCUCCCGGGCUGCUGCUUCUUGCAAGGAGAUGUUUCCAUCUAGGACCCAUCACUUGCAUCUCGCCUUCAUUGUGCCUGGGGUGCUCUUUCCAGAGAAGUCACCGGCACAGAUCAACGCUGAUGAUGCGUUGCUGACUUUUCGUACAAACACUAUCGGACCGAUGUUAAUGUUGAAACAUUUUACCCCGUUUCUUCCAAAGAAAGGGACCGCCGUGGACCCGAACGACGGAACUAUAGAGACAUUACCCGAGGUCUCAACAACGGCGGUGAUGUCUGCUCGCAUUGGCAGCAUAACUGAUAACCAUCUCGGAGGCUGGUAUAGCUACCGCAUUUCCAAGGCUGGCGUUAAUCAGCUCGCGAAAACAUUCGACAACUAUUUGCUGACUACUUCUGGUGAGAAUGCUAUCGCCAUGGCCCUGCACCCUGGUACAGUAAAAACAGGCUUGAGCAAAGAGUUCUGGGGGAGCGUAAAGAAAGAAAAGCUGUUUGAGAGUGACUGGGUCGCCGACAGAUUGAUUGAUGUGGUUAAGAAAGUAGGGGUUAAUGGGCGAGGGAGGUGCUGGGACUGGGAUGGGAAAGAAGUUCCUCCCUGA
This is a messenger RNA of Lindgomyces ingoldianus, 855 nucleotides long. Its product is annotated as NAD(P)-binding protein. The transcript is spliced from 2 exons. The coding region runs from base 58 to 855 and encodes 265 amino acids. Lineage: Eukaryota; Fungi; Ascomycota; Dothideomycetes; Pleosporales; Lindgomycetaceae. The record is from RefSeq and is a predicted model, not a curated record.